This is a messenger RNA of Knipowitschia caucasica, 1035 nucleotides long. The record is from the annotation of a GenBank genome assembly. Lineage: Eukaryota; Metazoa; Chordata; Actinopteri; Gobiiformes; Gobiidae.
AUGGAUGCUGAAAGGCCAGACUUCGUCCCAUCUGUUUUUACAUAUAAACAGCAGGCUAGCGUGCCAGUGCAAAAAAUCGAGAGGCUUGCAAGAAAAAGAAGAAGAGAAGCCCUGAAAAUGGAACAUAAUGGCCAUAGCUACACAAAUGAGGUUCUGGUUCCUGAUGAGGAGUCUGCUGACAUGGACCAUGUGCCACUACUACAUGACCCACGGACUAUUAUUCACACACUCACGAUGACUGCUGUUGUGGAAUCACAUGUGCAGAGUUCGGACGCAGAGCUCCACAGUGAUGAGGACUUGGAACAGUCUGAAGGAGGCAGUGACCUGGAGGAUUCAGAGGGCAGCGUUGCAGAAAGCCACGAUGGGGAUGGUGACGCAGGGAGCGAUGAAGAUGAGGGUGAAGCAGAGGCUGAGGACGCAGAGCUUGAAGAGGAGACCAGUGCAAAUGCCGGCUGGGCUGAUGCUAUGGCCAAAAUCCUUGGUAAAACUACAGCCAACAACCAGAGCACCAUCCUCCAGAAGAACAAAGACCUGCAGAAAGUGAAGGAGAAGCAGCGUGAGGAGCAGCUGGAGCACAGGAAACAGUUGGACAAAAAGCGGUCGUGGGAGAUGAUGUGUCGAGUGAGACCGGACAUUGUGAAGGACAAAGAGCCAGAGAAGGCGCUGCAGAGGAUCGCUACAAGAGGAGUGGUGCAGCUGUUCAACGCAGUCAAAAAACACCAGAAAACCAUAGACGAGAAAGUGAAAGAGGUGGGCGGGUCGGAACGCAAAAAGGCUAAGAUCUUAUCGUCUGUGUCAAAGAAAGACUUCAUCGACGUAUUGAGGAGGAAUGAAGAGACAACGCCAGGGAAAACCGUCAAGAAAGAGAGGACGGCUGCAGCUUGUGUGAAGCAAGAACAAGAAGCUCCAGCCUGGAGCGUGCUCAGAGAGGACUUUAUGUUAGGUGCCUCCAUGAAAGACUGGGAUAAAGAGAGCGAUGAAGAUGAGCCUGGCGACACGCCGGUACCGCUGCAAGAGGGCAGCGACUCAGACUGA